GGAGAAAUCAGAACAAAAGAAUUGAAAGGAGGAGGGAGAGAAAUUAGCAGAAAGGGAGGGAGAAAUCAGAGAGAAUCGAGAGAGGGAUAGAGAGAAUUAGAAGGGAAGGAUUUUAAUCUCAUUUCACAUAACAUUCCAUCCUCUUACAAGUAGUCCUUUUUUAGGCAUAUCUAGUUGCUAACUGAAUUCAUAACAGCACUCAUGUGCUCCUAACAGAUUACAAAAUAUCUCAUAAUAAACCAUUGUAAUCCUAUUAUAAUAUUACCCCUCUAUUGCUCCUAGGAUCUUGACACUUAGGUUGGGAAUUUGAGAUUUCUUCAAGUAAAUUUUGGACUCCGUCUUCCAAGGUGCGACCGUGCCCAUCCUGGAUUCAACCAUACAUCUUCAGCAGGCUGUUUCCCUUCUCAGUCGAGCUCCUUCGUUCGUUGGCAUGGACAGUUGAUCUAGCAGUCGACUGCCCUUCUCUAUAGCAGAUCCGUCAAACACUCUGUCCACUCAUAGUCGAUUGUUGCUUUCCUCAGCUGACCUUCCAAGCCUGUCGGUGCCCCACAGGCAACAUAACAGCCAACAACAGCUGUUGACUACGGAUCAUUUCCUUCCCGCAACUGAACUUCCAGUUGACUUUAUCCUUGUUUUAGUUCACCCUUUAUCCUUUUCUUGUUCACGCAUACCAUGUGCAGGUCUUCCAAUUUUGUGACUACCCCAUAUCAAAUCUCUAGCUUAUUAAGCUUACAUAAUUUCAUAAAAUCCAAAUACAAGCAUAGCAUCACAACAUCUAGGUGUAAAUUCAUGAGCAUAACAUACUUCCAUUUACUCACAACAUCAUACAUCCAAUGGAGGUAAUUGUUCAUAUCAAUAUCUAGCUUUCAUUUCCAAACAUGAUUUUUUGUAGUCCAUACCACAGAGUGGGUAGAAAGUGAACCAAAAGUAAAGUUGAGAUUAAAACCCAUUUCCAGGCCUUUUUAACUGAUAUUGAAUCUAUGUUUUCCAUAUGGCAUUAGGCUUAUCUUGGAGGGUCUAAACCUAUUAUUAUCAUAGAUAUUAGUGGAGUUUGGAUUGAUUAAAUUAUAAGACGAUUUGUUAAACCGUGUAUUUUGUGAUAAGUGAGAAUAUGCUAGGUAUUAAGGGACCUAAUGGCCAUUGGUAUGGUGCAAAAUGUGGCCAAAAUACACCUCACUUGGUGUUAAAUUCAUGGCCUUCUUGUAUGGUUAAUAGAAACAUAUGCUGAUAAACAGAAAAGAAGGGGAAAAUCCAAAAAGGUGAAGUUGCUUUUUCAGAAAAGUUGAGGCAACCAGCUUUUGGCCUUUACACCUGAAAUAAAGGCGAGGGAGUGAUGUGAUUACAUGAGAAUGAAGUACGAAUGGUGCAUAAAAUAUCAUUGGCUCUCCUAAAGGGAUAUAUGUGUAUACGUGGCUGCGUGAGAGUACCUAUAUAUGUGUGUUUGUGCAGGAUGUAGAAAAUGGUCUUAUUACCACUGUAUUGUUUGGUUCAAAAGAGAGAAAAGGUACUAGUAAGAGACUGCCAGGCGUGGUUAGCUAGAAGUAUGGCCAUGUGUGCAAAUAUGCAAAUGCAAGUGGGUAAAUAUAGGGAUGAAAAAGGAUGAUAUGUAUGACACCUAUGACAGACACCUAACUUAGAGAUAACUAAGCUGAGGAGAUGCGUGAAGAGUAGUGGCUAAAUGAGUGUGCUAGACUGGUAGGUGUGUGAGUGAGUGCGGCAUGCUUAAUGGGGAGACAGGCGCUGACUAAGGGGCUGAAUACUGAAAAUAUGGGCUGAUAUGCUGCUGCACAAGGAGCAAAACCUGAUGGUGCAGAAAUGAACUGAAAAAGUGAAUGAUUUGCGGGAGAAAAAGGAGGGGCAAAUCUGUUACAUGUGUCUACAACUUAAAUGACUAAAAUAACCCUAUAAAGCUGCUUAUGUAAGAGGCAUAACAAUACAUUUGUAAAAUCUUCUUUGGUGCCCAUAUAAGGAUGACUUGGGAGAGACUUGGGAUCCCGUUGGGUGUGUGAGAGGUGGAGGUUUUGAGUUGUGUGCGUGUGGGUUGCGUGCUUUGAUGAUGGAGCUGUCUGUUGUAUGUUUUUGAGCACUUGAGCUUGAAUGCUUGUGUCCUUGGAUUGUGAUUGUUUAAACGAUCAAGAGCGUGUUAGGGUGUAUUGUGGGCUAGUGUGUGUUGUUCAUGGCUGCAGUUUUGAGGCAUUAGAGGCUAUCAUUGCACAGCCUUCUGGUGACCUGGGGGUGCCAGUAUUCGGAGCUUUCACUUGGAGGCUGAAGUUUGGUAAGAACGUUGGAGAUUUUUCGGAGUAUUUUACUUAUGGUUUGAUGUAUGAAAAUUUUGGGCUUAAAUGGAGCAAAUGGUGUUACGUGGACCCAAAGCGCUCCAUACUCAAGCUGAAUUUUAGGAGAAGUGAAGUUGCUAAAGGGUUUCCAAAUACUUAUCUGCUUGUUGGGUGCUGCAAUGAUGAAGUGACUCAUGCUUACAAGGGUAAAACUGUCAUGACUGACCAGGAGCGCUAUGAAUCUCUCCGCCACUGCAGGUGGGUUGAUGAAGUCAUUCCUGAUGCACCAUGGGUGAUCACGCAAGAGUUCCUUAACAAGCAUCAAAUUGACUUUGUGGCGCAUGACUCUCUUCCCUAUGCUGAUGCAAGCGGGGCUGGGAAGGAUGUCUAUGAGUUUGUCAAGGCCAUUGGAAAAUUUAAGGAGACGAAGAGAACUGAAGGGAUCUCUACCUCAGACAUAAUAAUGAGGAUUGUCAAAGAUUAUAACCAGUAUGUGUUGCGCAACUUGGACCGGGGAUACACAAGAAAGGAACUUGGUGUUAGCUAUGUGAAGGAGAAGAGGCUGAGAGUGAACAGGGGGCUCAAAAAGUUGCAUGAGAAAGUGAAGAAACAGCAGGAGAAAGUGGAAGAAAAGAUACAGACAGUAAAGAAGCAUCGUAACCUAUGGGUGGAGAAUGCUGAUCGCUUGGUUGCUGGCUUUCUUGAAAUGUUUGAAGAAGGUUGCCAUAAAAUGGGCACUGUAAUCAGAGACAGAAUACAAGAGCGAUUAUUGAUGAAGGCUAAUAUAAGAGGACUUGUAUGUGAUGGAGAACAUGAUUAUGAUGAUGGAGGUGAUGAGUACUAUUACGAUGACAGCACUGAGGAAGAGACUUAUGAUGAUGAAGACAAAAAGAAAUGAAGUAUUUUACUGCAUUCAUCGUUUGGGUGUUUGCUUAAAAUAUGCUUUCCAGUAGACAUUCAGGUCUGCAAGUCUGCAAGACAGUUUCUGUCCGAGUCACAACUUUUGAUCCAGAAUAAGCAUGUCUGUUACUUUCUUAGUUUCUUGCUAGUUCUGGUGUGAGAAAUAGAAGUUGAGCAUGUGAGUAAUCACAGCAUACACUGAGAAGCAUGUUUAAUCUAAUCCAUGCAUAGAUGGAUGAGGAUUAAGCUGGGGAAGUGUACCUGAUUGUUAAACAUACAUAGCUUUCUUAUAUAUGGAACACUUAAGUUUUCUACUUU
This is a messenger RNA of Diospyros lotus (date-plum), 3494 nucleotides long. Its product is annotated as choline-phosphate cytidylyltransferase 1-like. The transcript is spliced from 10 exons. Gene Ontology annotation, molecular function: phosphatidylcholine binding; choline-phosphate cytidylyltransferase activity. Lineage: Eukaryota; Viridiplantae; Streptophyta; Magnoliopsida; Ericales; Ebenaceae. The record is from RefSeq and is a predicted model, not a curated record. Bases 2098 to 3174 code for a protein of 358 amino acids. Gene Ontology annotation, biological process: CDP-choline pathway.